CCUUCGGGUAAGAAUCUUUGACUUGACCUGAAGGGUCUACUUGCCUGAUUUCUGCCAUUGAAUCAACGAAGAAAUAUGGCUGCAAUUAGUCGCUCAUUUCGGCCUGCUAGCAGACUGUUGUCCAGCACAGCACCCUUAAUAUCAUCAUCUAGAGGAUAUGCCGAUGAAAUGUCAUUUACGUUCGCUGCAUCAAACCAGGUUUUUUAUGAAAAUGCGAGUGUACGUCAAGUAGAUGUGCCAUCAUUCAGUGGUACAUUUGGUAUUCUACCACGCCAUGUCCCUACUCUGGCUGUCCUGCAGCCAGGAAUUGUUACAGUUUUUGAAAAUGAUGGAAGUAGUAAAAAGAUAUUUGUCUCCAGUGGCACUAUAAGUAUUAAUGAGGAUUCAUCUGUUCAGGUCCUGGCAGAAGAGGCUCACCCAGUAGAGAAUUUGGACCCUAGUGCCAUUCGUGAUAUUGUAACGAAAGCACAGUCAGAACUAUCAGCAGCGGCAGAUGAUCGUGCCAAAGCAGAAGCAGCGAUUGCGGUUGAAGUUGCAGAAGCAUUGUCAAAGGCUGUCAGUUAGAUAUACAUGAAUGCAGUACAAAGGACUGUAGCUGAAUAUUAUUUGUUUAGGUUUCUUGUACAUGAAUCAGUGUAACAUUGUAUGUGGACGCCACAUGUACUUCCUGAAAAAUGUUAAUAAUAAAAAGUUGUCACUCUUGUCAA
Schistocerca americana (American grasshopper) is the source of this 707-nucleotide messenger RNA. It is a transcript of the gene ATPsyndelta, whose product is annotated as ATP synthase subunit delta, mitochondrial. NCBI's taxonomy places the organism in Eukaryota, Metazoa, Arthropoda, Insecta, Orthoptera, Acrididae. The record is from RefSeq and is a predicted model, not a curated record. The transcript has 4 exons. Gene Ontology annotation, molecular function: proton-transporting ATP synthase activity, rotational mechanism. Gene Ontology annotation, biological process: proton motive force-driven ATP synthesis. Bases 76 to 564 code for a protein of 162 amino acids.